UGAGCUAGACCUGACUUGAAAGCUUAGCCUGAGAUACACAACUCAAUUACAUCAAAGGAAAACACAGUCUAAGAAUAUCAAACUGAAAUAUUCGAAAUAAACUGCGCCUGUAUUUAAUAUUGGAGUGCCCACCAUGUUGUCGGACAUCGAUGCCCUGCCCUCGAUCCAGCUGGGCGACUUUACGCUACAGUUCGAGCUAGGAGACGCGACCCCAACCGCCAAGGAGGUGGCCGAGCGGGAGCUGCGCGAAUCUCCCGAGCGCCAAAAGCAGGCGACACAGGAACUCAAGCGAUUGCUCGAGGCCGAGACGGAUCUGUACUGUCCCAAGGACAAUGAGGAGUGGCUGAUACGCUUCCUGCGGCCCUGCAAGUAUUAUCCAGAGAGUGCGCGCGACUUGAUCAAGCGCUACUACGCGUUCAAAGUAAAGCAUUCGGAUGUGUACAACAACUUGAAACCCACACGGGAGGCGAACAUCUUUAAAAAUAAUAUACUCACCGUGUUCCCCAAUCGCGAUCAGCUCGGACGCCGCAUAUUGUUACUCGAGCUGGGCAAACGCUGGAAGCACAAGCAGGUCACGCUUGAUGAAGUCUUCAAGGGUGCCGUCAUUUUUCUGGAGGCCGCCAUGCUGGAGCCGGAGACGCAAAUCAAUGGGGCCGUUGUCAUUUUCGACAUGGACGGACUUAGUCUGCAGCAGACCUGGCAAUUUACGCCGCCGUUUGCCAAGCGCAUCGUGGACUGGCUGCAGGAGUCUGUGCCGCUGCGCGUCAAGGCGAUUCAUAUUGUGAACCAGCCGAAGAUUUUCAAUGUGGUUUUUGCGCUCUUUAAGCCCUUCCUGCGGGAGAAACUGCGCAGUCGUAUCAUCUUCCAUGGCACCGAUCGCGACUCUCUGCACAAAUACAUGUCGCCAAAGUGUCUGCCAUCGUGCUAUGGCGGCAUCCUGGAGCUGCCCCGCAUCGACGGCGAUCAAUGGUAUGAGCUGUUGCUCAUGUGCGAUGCGGAGUACGAGGCCAUCAACUCGUACGGCUACAAGAAGAAGUGAGUGAGUGGGACCCAGCGACCCGGCAAUAUGUACAGCAAGUGAUAUUCCCUCGUAUACCCGAAACUCAAUUAGUUUGCAUUAAGCAUAAUAUCUGUUAUACGCUUGUCCAGCCAACGCUUGCGAUAGUAGUUUCGUAGUGCUAGAGCCAAGAAGUUUGCCUUAGUCUUAAGCGAUCGUUUCGAUCAAAUCUGGCAGUAAGUGUUAUGCUAACAGAAUAAUCCACUUUAUAUAUUUAAAUGGGGGUAAGCGUACUUAUAGUCUGUUAUUACGUUACACUAUUACUUACAUUGAUAAAAUA
Messenger RNA from Drosophila novamexicana, 1337 nucleotides. Its product is annotated as alpha-tocopherol transfer protein-like. The transcript has 5 exons. Gene Ontology annotation, cellular component: membrane. Bases 134 to 1039 code for a protein of 301 amino acids. Gene Ontology annotation, molecular function: phosphatidylinositol bisphosphate binding. Lineage: Eukaryota; Metazoa; Arthropoda; Insecta; Diptera; Drosophilidae. The record is from RefSeq and is a predicted model, not a curated record.